This is a messenger RNA of Anguilla anguilla (European eel), 3145 nucleotides long. RefSeq names its product saccharopine dehydrogenase-like oxidoreductase. Gene Ontology annotation, biological process: glycolipid biosynthetic process. Gene Ontology annotation, cellular component: mitochondrion; lipid droplet; plasma membrane. The record is from RefSeq and is a predicted model, not a curated record. Bases 371 to 1663 code for a protein of 430 amino acids. The transcript is spliced from 12 exons. NCBI's taxonomy places the organism in Eukaryota, Metazoa, Chordata, Actinopteri, Anguilliformes, Anguillidae.
CAAAUACAAAUGACAAAAAAUACUGAAAUGCAAAGCUGGUUAGCAACUUACUUUUUUAAAAGCAUAUUACAGCUUCGGAAUCCUUCGGAAUUUAUCUCAUAGAACAAAACGUGAAACUCUCUUAGGCUUACGUUUACCACAGACCUUAUUAACGAAAUCCCUAUGGGAAAAAUGCAUUGGAAAUCUGACGAGGGAACCCAUGGCUCAAAAAGCGAACUUACUUCCGGGUUUUUAGGACUACAAACUGUAAACCAGCCUCACUGAGCUCUCAUAAAGAAGUUUGUGUUUUCGUCACUGGUCAAAUAUCGGCUCACACCCAGUGUUCCGUGAGUAAGUUUUGAGUGGAAACAGGACUUCCAUCACCACAGAGAUGACCAGUACCGCUAACAGUAGGCCUUACCAUGUUAUUGUGUUCGGAGCCUCGGGAUUUACCGGACAGUUUGUUGUUGAAGAGGUCACACGAACCUUAUCAGACGGGCCGAAAGGAACGAUGAAAUGGGCUAUCGCCGGGAGAAGCAGACAGAAGCUGGAAAAAGUUCUGGAGCAGGCAUCCGCAACGCUGACUAAGCCAGAGUUGAUGUCUGAAGUGGGAAUAAUCCUGGCAGAUGUUGGUGACCUGGCUUCCCUGGCUACCAUGUGCAAACAAGGAGUGGUUGUCCUGAACUGUGUAGGACCAUACAGGUUUUAUGGUGAACCUGUGGUAAAAGCAUGCAUUGAAAAUGGAACCCAUUACAUGGACAUAUGUGGAGAGCCACAGUUUCUAGAGGGGAUGCAGCUGAAAUAUCAGAGCCAGGCUGCGGAGAAUGGCGUGUACGUGAUUGGGAGCUGUGGAUUUGACUCCAUUCCUGCUGAUAUGGGAAUUCAGUUUACCAGAGACCAUUUUAAAGGAACACUUACAGCUGUUGAGAGUUUCCUGACCAUAAGCACUGGACCUGAGGGUGGGUGUAUCCAUGAUGGAACCUGGCAAUCAGCUGUCUAUGGUUUUGCAGACAGUGACAAGCUAAGGGCUCUGAGGAAGAAGGCUGGCUACAAACCACUACCUGUAGUAGGGAAGAAAAUCAAAAGAAGGAGUACCCUGUUCUUCAGUAAGGAGAUUGAGCAAUAUGCUGUGCCCUUCAUGGGGGCUGACCCCUCAGUGGUGAAAAGAACACAGCGCUUUCUGCAUAAGGAGUACCAGGAGUCACCAGUCCAGUAUGGAGCAUAUGUAGGUGUUGGGGGGAUCUCCUCUCUGGUCAAGCUGUUCUUUGCAGGAAUUCUAUUCUGCUUCAUGGUCAAGUUUGCAUUUGGUAGAAAGCUGCUGAUUAAGUUUCCAGAAUUCUUCUCCUUUGGUGUCUUCUCAAAAGUGGGUCCAACUAGAAAGCAGAUGGAGGAUUCUUCCUUCUGCUUCACCUUUCUUGGGGAGGGCUAUACAGAGGGCCAAGAUCCAACGAAGGGCAAACCCAAUGCGAAGAUCCGUACUCAAGUCAAAGGACCAGAUGCAGGCUACGUUGCCACCCCAAUAGCCAUGGUUCAAGCAGCCCUCACCCUCCUCAGUGAACCAGAAUCCCUCCCAAAAAUGGGGGGUGUGUACACUCCUGGAGCAGCUUUUAUCAAGACAACCCUGGUUGACCGACUUAACAAGCAUGGCUUACAGUUCUCUGUGAUGACCAGCUCUGAGGCUUGAGGAGGACCUUCUACCCCUGCCCUCACCCCACAGUCCUACACGUGCCCAGCUUCAUAUUUCUCUGCUUGCUUAGGAAAAGAAAAAAGAAAUGUUCAAAUAUCAAUGUCAAGUAAAAAAUAAUUCCUUUAUUAGCAAAUCAUCGUUGCAAUCUCCUAUGCCAUGUAAUUUAUUGAAUUGAUGUGCAAGCAUGCCGGUGUUCUCUGCUUGUGAGUUUGGACAUGCGCUAUACAUCAAGGUGUCAGCUGCUCUGGUUUUGGACCUCAGAUUUAGCAGCACAGAUCAAAGUUUAAAGACUAUAGAUUUAGAGCAGUAUGAUUUUUCUCACCAACCAAAAAAAAUGCAGCUUUAAGAAGAGAAACAAAUUAUAUGACAACUUACAGUUCAGUAAGUUUACGAGUAAUUAUUUAAAGAAAUGUGAACACAGCGUAGCUUAUCAAGGACUUGUGAGGUCUCUAAAGAAUUGUUAGAAUGGCUUCAAUACCUUUGGGCAACUGAAAGAUACUAUAUUGGAAUUGGAUGAUCUAGACUAGAGUUAAUAAAAAGAUACCGUGUUAAUCCUGAAAGUAUUCUUUUGGUGAAAUAUUUCAUUAGAGGUUCAGUCUUACCAUGACAAAAAAAAUGUGGUAGUCACAGCAGAAAUUGAAGUCGUGAUAAUGCGUGUUAUGCCGUAUGUGGAAAGCUGCUGUUAGUCAAUGUUUAAUUACUGGUGUUACUGCACUAUCUGCUUUACCUGCCCAAUCCUAAACAUAUAAAAUUGAGCCUCCUAACUAGCAAAACAAUACCUAUGUCUGCAAAAAUUACUAGCUAAUUAAUAAUAAUAACCUCCACAUCUAGCAGGAUGGUCUAGCCUACUAGCAAAUUAUUUGUAGUUUGAUGCCAGCUAACCAAUAAAGCUACUUGACUGGCUUCCAUGAACAAUCAACAAGGUAAUGAGCCAUCUAGCUAGUACAGACUACAUUCUGUCAGAAAAAGGGAUGGACUGCUUUCGUAUCACCUUGUUCACUAGUUAGUGGAGAUAACAGCUCAUUUUGUGCAAAAAAAUCAAAUCCUACCAUCAAAAAACAGCACACAAAGUUUUUUUUUGUGUUCCAGGUUGGUAUCAAUAAAAUAAAGAUUUAAACUUUAGAUCAGAAAUACUCAAAUACCUCUCAUUAUCCAUGAACAAUGCUUACAUAGGGAGUUUCUUGAUUGAAAUAAUACCCAUCAAAUGGGAUGAUUGGUUCUCUGUAAGGUAUCUGAAUUUAGGUUACUUUAAGUUCCAGUACUUUUCCCUGCUUAAAUGAUGAAAUUGACUAUUUUUCAUCCUUUAUGUACAUAUUUUGGGCUUUUACCAAUUAGACGUGUGGAAUGUAUUAGGUGUGGCUUAUAUAUGUCGCGUGCUGCCCAUUGUUUUUACAGCCGUGAUGAAGUGUUGAUAUGCUUUGGUCUGUUUCAUUGCCUUGUUCUAGUCCAUUUAAUAAAGGCCUUUAAUCCAUUUUUUCA